AUGGCCCGUCCAUACUACCCGCCUGAACCGCCAGCUGAUCCCCCGCCUCCGCCUUCUGUUCCGUAUUCUCCUCCCAACCCUUACGCGCCGAGUGCCCCUUACCAACCUGGAGUUUAUUACCCGCCCUUCCUCCAUAUCCCGUCUCUUCCUCACCACCCUGCUAUCCCGCCAGGCUUCGGCGAGCCAUGUCAUCAGGCAAUCAGCUUCCCAAACUCUGAUCGCGAUAAGCAGGCUCCCGCCGUCCGGCCCCCUCCGCCGACGAACCCUCAUGGCCAGAUUGUGACGGGACCCUUUGACAGUGGCUGGACCCGGGCGUCCAUCUCGAGCCUGGCAGAAGCAGCGCUGGUGGAGCUCGUGUGUCUGGCUGGCCUUCGUCUCUUGGCCAAUCGGCACCAGGGUUUGCUGGUGGUCCUCAACCCGGACAGUUCCGUCCGAGGGGUACUGCACCUGUGCAGCAAAGGUGCGAACACCCAAUCUGAGACUGGUUUUGCCAAGGUCUCUUUUUCUGGGUUGGCCGACACGGUAUUUGUGGAGGUCCUCAUGUCGUGCCAUCUUUGUGUCUACGAGCACCAGAGCGGUGCCCUGCAGCUGAGGAGUGAGCGGUCCGGGAGGGUGCUGGCGGAAUUGCCCGGAAUGAGGCCUUUUUCGGGCCCCUUACCCGCCACGCCGCCAGACAUACCGUUCGAUCUCAGAGGUCAUCCUGCUUCAACACCCGCCGAAAACGCAGCGGUGCCGCCUGAGCCGGUUGCUGCCUUUAACUCGACAUCCGCCCCCCCGGCGCCAGCCACCCUCGGACCGGUUGAUGAUUUUCGCUCCCCAAUGUCGCCGCCGGCAAUCACCAGUCCGCCGCAUGCUUCGCCGGCAGCGCCACAACCAUCUGCAACAGACGCCGAAUCCGUUGCUCUUCCGGCAUUGACAUCCGCCUCCGAAGUGCCAGUGGUUGCGAGGCUGCCCGGUCGCCGGGAUUCCAAUCCAUUUCGAGUGCUGCAAUCGCACAAAAAGCCAGUGCCAGAGCCGGAACAUAGCCCGGAGCCAGAUGACGACGAAUUAGCGCCCUCUCGGCAACCUACGAAGCCAAGUGAUACAAAGGGAAGCAAGAAGCGACCCAAGCGAAAAGGAGCCAAAAAGAAACGUGGCUCGUCUCACAAGUCUACGUCAUGUGGAGAGGCCUUCGAGACGAGUCCGCCAGUACCCGAGCCGUCCGUUCAGGACACGCUUUUACCACCUCGGCCGGCCCCAAUCCCUUCCACAGAGUCCGCGGUCAAAGUAACGACCCUGAGGGACUCAGAUACCCGAACGGCAGAAGAACGCUCGCAAACAAGUAGAGACAAUAUCGCUUCUUCAAACACACCAGCAGCAGCAGACUCCACCGAGCACCUCUCUCAUCCCGCCCCGGGCCAGCCCGCUACGAACCCCGAAAGUGACACCAGAACACCCGCAGUGAACGCUGCCCUCGCGGCUGCUCCCCGGCCCACGUCAAAUCAACGCGAAGCCGCCUCGCCCAGAGCCAAUACGGACCACGUCGUUGACACCCGGGCCGCCUCACAACCGGAAUUCGCCCAGACCGAGUCUGCCCCGAUCGACUCCGACGAACCCAUCCCAACCCCCGAAAGUGGAGCCACCUCAGUCGCAUCUAGCAUCGGCUACGCACCUGUUCCCGUCACCGAAUCGAAGCAAGCGGAACCCACUACCACCGACCCGGCCGGCACCGCCAUUGAGGCCGACACCACAGCCCGCUCAGCCCCCAAGCUCUUCCGUCUCUCCUCCACAAGCUUCAGCGACCUGGUCACCGCCGAGCCGAACACUCACCGUUGGGGCCCGGAUGCGCCGCCGCCCAUCACACUUGGCGGCAACGACAGCGGAGAGCCUGUGGCAUUGGUGCCGUACCGGUGGACUUGCCCGCGCUAUGGGUGGGUGGAGCUGCAGGAGCGGAAGCGGGCUGGGGAGGGGUGUUUGGUUUCGAGAGCUACAAUGCCUGUAAGCUCCAUGGGCCAGGCGCAGAAGCAGGAGGGAGAGGAGGGACGGAAGGGCCGGGGUGGCUCGGAAGAGGAGAUCGUUCGGGCUAAGCAUGCGGUGGAAAGGGGAGAGGCAGAGCAGGGAGGCAGAGACAGAAAAGCUAAGGCAAGAAAGCGACGAAGCGAAGGUAAAAAGGAGGGUGGAGAGAAGAAAGAGGACCGGAGAGAGAGAACUGAGAAGGGGGAAGACGGACAGCAGAAAGAGGAGAGGGCUGGGAAGGAAGAAAAGAAGCAAGAGCAAGAUGGGAAUGGAGAAGCUGCACUUGGCGACAAGCCGGAACGGUCUGCUAGGACAGAAACGCUGAAUGCGCCAGGAGGCAAGGGAGCUGCGGGAUCGGGUGGUUCCGGUUCUUCUUUUACGGAGCACCGAUCGGGUAAUGGGGAGGUUGCCAACAGCUCCGAGCUGGACUUGCCCAAAGUGGAGGUUGUUGUUGGGUAUUAUCGAGGCUUGUUUAAGAGCUGGUGGCCGCGGGGCUUGAGCAUGAAUCGGGAGCAAUGGAAGGACAGGACGAAGCAGGUGUGGUUCUUGGGAACUCGUGGAUGA
Thermothielavioides terrestris NRRL 8126 is the source of this 2559-nucleotide messenger RNA. RefSeq lists its product as uncharacterized. NCBI's taxonomy places the organism in Eukaryota, Fungi, Ascomycota, Sordariomycetes, Sordariales, Chaetomiaceae. The coding region runs from base 1 to 2559 and encodes 852 amino acids. The transcript has 3 exons. The record is from RefSeq and is a predicted model, not a curated record.